GCUCUGUCUGUUAUUUCAAAUGUACUUGCUUUAUGGGGAGGAUUGACAGCACUUUACAUAUUUUUAUUUGGUGCUGAUUCGAUUAAACCAUGGGGAUUUAUACAUGAAAGGAUUCUUAAAAAUGAAACACGUAAUAAAUUGAUGUCAGCACCAUUUUUUAAAAAGGAAGGAACUCCUGAGGAAAGGAUUGAAGCAUUGGAAACAUUUCUUAAAGACCAUGUUGUUGAU
Molecule: messenger RNA, 228 nt
Organism: Entrophospora candida
Lineage: Eukaryota; Fungi; Glomeromycota; Glomeromycetes; Entrophosporales; Entrophosporaceae
Source: the annotation of a GenBank genome assembly